GGAAAGGGAAAUUCAAUUCAAUUCAAUCCAGAGACCUUCCAUAACAAAACUCUCUAAAUUAAAUUCACUCUGGCACUCAACCCACCGCACCUCCGCUCCCCAAUUAUAUAUCCCUACCAGCACGACCACCAUGGUCUCUCCUCCUCUUUCUAUAAACCCAACAUCUUCUUCCUCUUCCUGCCCCUGUUCCUGCUCCAGCUUCCCCACAUUCUCUCCGGUCUCCGGGGUCUCCUCAGUUUCCUUUUCGAGAAGACCCGUCAGCUCGUUCAAGCCGAGGGGGUGGAGGAGCGAGGGUAGACGAAGGGGAUUUGUCGUGAAAGCCAAAGACAUGACGAUUUCUGAGCUACGGAGGGAAGGGGAGGACGAGGACGAGGAGGGUCCUCCUCUGAUGGUCGAGUCCGAGAACGUCUCUCGGCCCCGCCGGAUCGCCCUCUUCGUCGAGCCCUCCCCUUUCGCAUAUGUGUCUGGUUAUAAGAAUCGGUUCCAGAACUUUAUUAAAUACUUGCGUGAAAUGGGGGAUGAGGUGAUGGUUGUGACAACACAUGAAGGUGUACCAGAUGAAUUCUAUGGAGCUAAGUGUAUCGGAUCACGAAGCUUCCCUUGUCCCUGGUAUCAGAAGGUUCCCCUUUCCCUAGCACUUAGUCCUAGAAUAAUUUCAGAGGUGGCACGAUUUAAGCCUGACAUAAUCCAUGCAUCCUCUCCUGGAAUAAUGGUUUUUGGCGCUCUUGCUAUUGCAAAAAUGCUCUGUGUCCCAAUAGUAAUGUCUUAUCAUACUCACGUGCCAGUAUACAUUCCGAGGUACACGUUCAGUUGGCUGGUCAAACCUAUGUGGUUGAUAAUAAAGUUCCUUCAUAGAGCAGCCGAUCUGACGCUGGUGCCCUCAGCUGCCAUAGCGAGGGAUCUAGAAGCUGCCCGAGUUACAGCAGCUAACAAGAUUAGGCUUUGGAAUAAGGGUGUUGAUUCUGAAAGUUUCCACCCUUAUUUUCGGUCUCAUGAAAUGCGACUAAAACUCAGGUGGGAUAUUUCUUCAUGGUCUUUCUUCUUAUUUCAUUUUUCUCAAAUUAUUUCACUGCAACAGAAAUAUGAACUCCUCUUGCUGACUUGUUACUUUGUUAUCAGCAAUGGUGAACCCGAGAGACCUCUGAUAGUCCAUGUUGGUCGACUUGGUGUUGAGAAGAGCUUGGAUUUCCUGAAAAGGGUCAUGGACAGAAUACCUGAAGCACGGAUAGCCUUUAUUGGAGAUGGACCAUAUAGGGAGGAACUUGAGAGGAUGUUCUCUGGGAUGCCUGCUGUGUUCACAGGGAUGCUACAGGGCGAGGAGCUCUCUCAGGCAUACGCGAGUGGAGACGUCUUCAUGAUGCCUUCUGAAUCGGAAACCCUGGGACUCGUGGUCCUUGAGGCCAUGUCCUCAGGCCUACCCGUGGUGGCUGCCCGUGCUGGUGGAAUUCCUGACAUCAUCCCAUCUGAUCAGGAGGGCAAAACAGGGUAUUUGUUCAGCCCAGGUGACCUCGAGGACUGCCUAAGCAAGUUAGAGCCGCUGCUCCGGGAUCGAGAGCUGAGGGAUACAAUGGGAAAGGCUGCUCGGAAGGAGAUGGAGAAGUACGACUGGAGGGCAGCUACUCGAAAGAUCCGGAAUGAGCAAUACAACGCGGCCAUUUGGUUCUGGCGGAAGAAGCGGGUCCAGCUGCUCCGGCCCAUCCAGUGGCUCUCCAAAAGGCUCUUCCCUUCUCCAGAAGUGAACUACAGGUAAGUUGGCAUCGGGCCUGUUUACCUUUCGGAGGGGCUAUUUUAGAUGUAAGCUGUUGUUGUGGUGAUGUGAACCUGUGGGGUUAUUGCUCUUGUGAUGAUGUGUUUGUUCAUUGUUGUACAUUUGAGGAUCAUGAAAGUUGUGGUCGCUCGCAGCAUAUAAGAUCCGAUUGCAAACAAUUGUACUUAGUGCAUUAAUGGAAGAUUGAUUUUACAUCC
Molecule: messenger RNA, 1965 nt
Organism: Punica granatum (pomegranate)
Lineage: Eukaryota; Viridiplantae; Streptophyta; Magnoliopsida; Myrtales; Lythraceae
Source: RefSeq, a predicted model, not a curated record